Durusdinium trenchii is the source of this 1500-nucleotide messenger RNA. NCBI's taxonomy places the organism in Eukaryota, Dinophyceae, Suessiales, Symbiodiniaceae. The record is from the annotation of a GenBank genome assembly.
AUGCUGGCAGCUGUUGUGGCUCUCCACGGCACAGCCCGAGAUUACUCCUUGAAACCCUACCGCCAAAAGCAUCAAGGAAGGUCCAAUCCCAUCGCCCGAAUGAGCCACCAUGGUCACGGGAGCAAGCGCAAGCAGCGCUCGAGGCAUGGAUGGCUUGUAGCUGGUGUGGCUGCUGCAGGGGUCUCGCAACAUGGCUUGAGCCCAGACAAAGCCUGGAUGCAGCUCAGAUCAGUUCGUCCAGAUCAAGCCAAGAUUUGCACCUCGCGCCGAGGUCUUGGGCCCCGAGGAGCUCGUCGUCCAUGGCCGUCCUCGGCCUUUCCGGAUGCCUCGGUUUUCGGAGAAAUGCUCUCAGUCCCUGCCUUUGGAGCUUUUGCGACAUGGCUUUGGUACCGAAGAUCAUCAUCCUCAGCAAGCAGAUCAGAUCCAGGAAGACAGGAGUUGAUCGAUGAGUACUUCGCCCCUGGUACCUUAGUCUUGGAGCUGCCACUCGACAAUGGAGGCACAUUGCAGGUGACUUCUCAUGUGGCAUCUGAACGUGAAGCACCACCUGGAGCACCACGGGGUUCCUUUCAGGAGUGGCGCUGUUUGCGCUUUCUGAGUAGUGGAGGCCUCAUCCAAAGUGUUACGAAGGUGGUGGUAUCUCCAAAUGAGACCCUGGCCAAGAUGCGAGGCUACGUGGUGCCUUUGGCCUACACCAAGUCCUUCGCGACCGUGGUCCUCGCAGCCUUGUCGGCCAUUGGAGCACCGGUGGCGAAGAAGAAGUCCAAGGAGCCCUUGCGGUUCCUGUGCAUUGGACUCGGUGGCGGAUCUGUACCGACCUUUUUCGCGGAAAGUCUGCCACAUUGCCAAGUGGAUGUGGUUGAGCUGGAGCCAACAGUAAUCCAUGCUGCGAAGCAGGGUAUGGGCUUUGCUGAACGCUCAAACAUGAGGGUGAUCCUCGAGGAUGGCGCAACGUUUGCGCAGAGAGCUGUCCGUGAGCAGGCAGACGACGCGCAAGAGAAGGGCAUCUACGAUGCAGUUCUGGUUGAUGCGUAUGAUCCAGUUGGCAAUGUCCCGGCACCCUUGUGGAGAAGGCGCGAAGGCUUGGCUGAAGCCUUGGCCGCUGGAUUGCUUCGGCCAAGGGGUGUAGUUGCAACAAAUUUCUUACCACAUGUAGACCUGGCUGCUCCAUUGGAAGCCUAUGGUGAUGCUUUAGCUUCCAGGGACACCGGCAUCAGUUUUUCCAUUCAGGUCAACAAAGCUAUCAAGGCUGACAAUGACCUGGAUAAAUUCUUUGACUCAGUGGAGGGCACCGGAAACCGUAUUGCCCUCCAUGUUUGUGGAGCACCGCCAGAGCUGGCAGAUGGGCCGCUUGCAAAUUUGGAAGAGCGGCUUCUACAAGAAGCCAAGAAGGUGGGGAAAGCCACAGGUUGUCUUUGGGACAUGCCAGAUCUGGCUUGUAGAGGCUUACGCACUUGGAAGACACAAACCAAACAAGACAUAAAUCUAUUUACGAUUUAA